AUGGCAGUGAAUAUCGGACUGCCAUCCGACGGUGAAGCCAAUCAUGGCUGGAAGCUAUACAUAACCUCCUUGAUCAUGGUCCUAUGCGCUGGACUCCUGGUUACUGUGAGAGUAUGGACUCGAUUUAAGGCUGUUCGACUUGGCGCUGACGACUAUACCAUCGUCGCAUCUCUCUGCUUCUCCAUCUUUCUAUCCAUCUCCAUCCAACUCGCAAUUGUCAAUGGGUAUGGCAAGCGCAAACAGGAUCUCACGAUAGAGGAACUGCGCACCUGUCUCAAGUAUUUCUGGGUUGCGCAAACGCCAUACAAGAUCGUCGUAUGCCUGAACAAGACCUCUGUCCUUUUACUCUACAAGCGUAUUUUCAUCACACGCCAUUUCCAGUGGCUCUGCAUUUCAGCCCUGGUGAUCAUCAUUGGUUCGGGCGUCGCUAGCACGCUCGCCGCCAUUCUACAAUGCAUACCCAUACAGCGGUCAUGGGAUAAGUCAAUCGAAGGUACCUGCAUCGACAACUCGAAAUUCUGGCUCGCCAACGCGGUCCUGAAUAUCUCGACGGAUGUGCUCGUGCUGGCGCUCCCGGUUCGAGAAAUUUACAAAUUACAUCUCAAGGCGCAGGAGAAAGUCAUGGUGUACUGUCUAUUCUUGCUGGGUGGCAUUGUUACUGCGACAUCUGUUCUCCGCGUUACAGCAGUCGCCAACAGUGUCCGCAACCAACAGGACAUAACCUUCAACUUCAUCCCACGCGGAAUCUGGACCUUGAUCGAAGCGAAUCUGGGCAUAAUCUGCGCAUGUCUAACCGUACUAAGGCGACCGGCACAACGUCUGAUUAUGCUCAUGACCCACGCAUCCAAGCCGACUUCCUCCUACGACGGGAACAGAAACAGCAAGGCAGCACAAUAUGCCAGUGAGCAAGCCAAAGACCGAGAUGUUCCCCUGUCGAGAGUCCAGCACAGCAUCGCUAGCAAUGAGAGCGUCGACGACGAAGAUAGAAGCACUUGGGUGGGUGACGGAGCGAGAGCGCAGCCAGAGUAG
Molecule: messenger RNA, 1029 nt
Organism: Plenodomus lingam JN3
Lineage: Eukaryota; Fungi; Ascomycota; Dothideomycetes; Pleosporales; Leptosphaeriaceae
Source: RefSeq, a predicted model, not a curated record